Molecule: messenger RNA, 612 nt
Organism: Hydra vulgaris (swiftwater hydra)
Lineage: Eukaryota; Metazoa; Cnidaria; Hydrozoa; Anthoathecata; Hydridae
Source: RefSeq, a predicted model, not a curated record
AUGGAAAUACAAAUCCGAAUUGGACAAAUUCUCAGAUUCGUGAACUGUUCCUCAGGGUUGAAUUCAAAGACUUUAGCACGUUUAAAACACGUGGUCAUGCCGUUAGCAAUUGCUGAAUGCGUCAGUGCCAUAUUGCGACUGCUGACAAAAACUGGGGAUGACUUAUCGUUGCCUACAUCGAUAAAAAUAUAUUAUAAAAUUAAACGAAAAUUGUUUAUAAAACCUGUAGCUAUUGUUAAACCUUACGUUCCAGAAGGAACUUAUAAAAUUCCUCAAGCUUAUAUUCCUCAAGUGGUUGAAACAAGACCACUUGAGAGAAUUGAUCAACAAAUAUGCGAAGAUGAAUUGGAAAUAUUUGACGAUAUUCCAGAAAUUGAUGACGAACAAGUGCGUAUAUUAGAUAACAUAAUGAUAAGAAUAGACCGUCAUUUGGAGGACGAUGACAUAAUGAUUAGAAACGAUCGGUAUUUUGCAACACCAAGACGCGUGAUAUGUUUUGGAUGUUGCCUGUGUGACGAAGAGAGCGUGCACAAUCAUUGUUGUACAACAACCGUGUGCCCGUACGUGCAAGGACUAUUUGAACGGUGCCGCGGUUGUUGUUACUGUUUGUAA